ACAGUAUUGCCAAUUUUUUAAGUAGUUAUAAAUGUUAUAAUUAAAACUUUUUUGUUUGAACAAUUUUUAGAAUACCUAAUUCUAUCAAGGAAAUCGUGAAUAGCUAGAGACAGAAGCUGCGAACUCUGAACGUUCAGGGAUUAUUAUCAAGGACAUUCGUGUUCAAAUUAGUUUUAACCAAUUAUGUCUUGAUGCUAGUUGUCCACUAUGGCAAUUAAAGGCCAUGAUCGUGAAACGGUUCAAUUAAGUAACGCAACUAAAAUUUUAACUAGUUUAGCAGCAGGUGCUAUAGCAGGAGCAUUAGCCAAAACCACUAUUGCUCCACUUGAUAGAACAAAAAUAAAUUUUCAGAUAGGGAAACAACCUUAUUCUACAAGGAAAGCCUUGAAAUUUUUGAAGCAAACAUACAAACAAGAAGGAUUCAUAGCAUUAUGGAGAGGAAACAGUGCAACUAUGGCGAGAAUUAUCCCUUAUGCUGCAAUUCAGUUUACUGCUCACGAAGAGUGGAAAAAGGUAUUGGGGGUAGAUGGGUUGAAAGGAAAAGAAUCUCCAAAAAAAUUAUUUUUGGCUGGUUCCCUUGCAGGAGUGACAUCCCAAUCUCUUACAUACCCACUUGAUUUAGCUAGAGCUCGGAUGGCAGUAACAAAAAAAAUGGAAUAUGCAACACUAAGAGAGGUGUUUUCCAAGGUUUAUGAAAAAGAAGGUCUAAGAGCUUUUUAUAAAGGUUACGUUUCGACAAUAUCUGGUGUCAUACCAUAUGCUGGAGUUUCUUUUUUUACUUACGAUACACUUAAACAUCUUUAUAAAGAUAAGUUAGAAGAAAAAUAUUCUGGGUUCUAUCCUCUUUUUUCAUUAUUUAGUGGAGCAUGUGCUGGUAUGCUUGGCCAGUCUAGCAGUUAUCCAUUUGAUAUUAUAAGAAGAAGAAUGCAAACAGAUACUCAAGGAAAGUAUCCAACAAUAAUGGCAACAAUUUUAUAUAUGCAUAGAACGGAAGGUCUAUGGAGAGCUUUGUACAAAGGGCUUUCUAUGAAUUGGAUUAAAGGACCUAUUGCUGUAGGAAUAAGCUAUGCAACUUAUGACAAUACAAAAGAUUCAUUACGUAACCUUUUUAUUGAGAAACAAAACAAAAAAUUAUCAGUUGAGAGAUCAGUAUGAGUUAACACAACAAAAUUAUAUUGUGAAUAAGAGCCAAUAUUAGUCAAUAUUUGUAUUUUGAAUACUUGUUGAUCAUAAUAAAUUCUUGUUUUGCUAA
This is a messenger RNA of Harmonia axyridis, 1252 nucleotides long. RefSeq names its product mitochondrial coenzyme A transporter SLC25A42 (gene DPCoAC). Bases 208 to 1155 code for a protein of 315 amino acids. The record is from RefSeq and is a predicted model, not a curated record. Gene Ontology annotation, biological process: transmembrane transport. The transcript is spliced from 8 exons. NCBI's taxonomy places the organism in Eukaryota, Metazoa, Arthropoda, Insecta, Coleoptera, Coccinellidae.